AGAAGAAAAAGAAGAAGAAGAAGAAGAAGAAGAAGAAGAAGAAAAAAGAAAAAGAAGAAGAAGAGACUGAAUCUUUUGCAGCCGCAACUUUGUAGACUUUCCGUUGGUUGGGGAGAGAAGAGCAGCAGCGACACGGUGCGAGGACGGUGGAGGUGGGCCAUGAAGCUGCUUCCUGGCCAUCCACGACUUUGGGCCUACCUGCUGGUUUUGUGUGUCUCACAAAGUGAGACGGAACCCGACUAUCCAGAUGUCUGUGAGAUGGACAGAGAACCGGGGAACAUCAUACCUCAGAUGUCUUCGGGGAACCAAUAUGUCGGGGUGGCUCACUUGAACGAUAACUUUCGCUGCCUCUUCUACACAACAAAUUUACUCAACUGCUCCUGGUCAUUUCACACUUUACAGAAGGACGCUCAGCUCUUUGUCCAUAUCAGCAUCUGUGACGACGAUAGAGAGGUUCACUAUGCAAACCUUUCGUCUGAGGAGAGAGUCGGAUCAUUGUCUUUGACUCUGCACAAGAAUGAGAUGUUGUCCGUAAUCCUCCACUUGAACAUCACGCUCCAUGGGAAUUGGACAGUCUACACCUCCGAAUACGACAUGGACUUGCUAGAGGUCCAGCCGCCACCACAAAAUAUCACCGCCUCAUUUGGAGAUGGAGGCCUGUUGGUGACAUGGGGUCUGCCCCAAGGUCGCACAGUAUCCAAUGAGCACUGCUUUGAAUACCAGCUGGACCUAGGUGACCAGGAAAGUCCCAAAAAGAUCACAGGGAGUAGGUCUUACAUGGAGCCUAAUGCAGACCCCACCUACACCUACAGCGUGAGGGUGAGGACGAGGAAGACAAACCUCUGCACCUCCCCCUCCCAUUGGAGCGACUGGAGCGACCCCAUAACGGUGGCAACGUCAGUUUACAAGUUCAACACUCUGGUGAUCUUCUCGAUUUCACUGGGAACACCCAUGAUCCUCCUGGCCGGGCUGCUGCUGUUACGCCAUCAGAGGGUGUGCAGCGUUCUGUUCCCUCCGAUCCCUCGGCCCCCGCAGAAAUACAAGGGUAUGCUGGAAAAAGGUGACACGUUCAACCUCCACCACGCUGCUCCACCAGCCGAGGAGAUCACAACGGUGUUGUGUACUGAGCAAAGGCCUGAAAAAACAUUCUAAAAGCAACGUGGGAAGGAGAAAUGUUUGAAGAAAAGGAGGCUUUUCCUCCAUAAUGUGUCAUGCCAGUCUAUUCAGCCAUAACCAGAAGUGUGCAUCGCAUCUUCAUUUUAUUUAUUAUUAACAUAAACUAGUGGACUAAUAUUCAGAGUUUUGAAGAAAAAAAAGUAUUUCCACCUGAAUUGGCUCGUUAGCUGGUAUUGAUACGUGGAUUUAUUGUGCUUAUAUUUAAAAUGUGUGUAAUAAAGUUAAGUGAUAUACUAAAACACCAAAUGCUCAUUUAAAGUGUAUUUAUUUAGUCAACUAUUAUUCAUACAAAGUG
This is a messenger RNA of Pungitius pungitius (ninespine stickleback), 1471 nucleotides long. RefSeq names its product granulocyte-macrophage colony-stimulating factor receptor subunit alpha-like. Gene Ontology annotation, cellular component: external side of plasma membrane. The transcript is spliced from 11 exons. The record is from RefSeq and is a predicted model, not a curated record. Bases 160 to 1152 code for a protein of 330 amino acids. Gene Ontology annotation, biological process: cytokine-mediated signaling pathway. Lineage: Eukaryota; Metazoa; Chordata; Actinopteri; Perciformes; Gasterosteidae. Gene Ontology annotation, molecular function: protein binding; cytokine receptor activity.